AUGGACAAGGUCAGAAGUCUAGAAGCGGCAUCGAAAGAGCGGCCACGCUCUCGUAUCAUGGACCGCAAGCUCCUCCCAAGCGGUUUCUCCGUUUUCAACCCUGGCAGGGCUAGCGGGCGUCUCCGUGUCAAACCUCAGACUGCCUGCUUCUUUUCCCCGUCUCCAGAGAUUCCAUCGGCGACACAACAGCAGCGUCAGCAGCAGCAGCAGCAACAACAACAACAGUCGCAUACUGGACCCAGCGUGCAGGAGAUUGUGCGCUGGAUGGAAAAGGCCGAGUAUGCUGCAGCCAACACUGCCAGCAUAGCUGCGCCGCCUGUUUCCGAGCGGAAGUCUUCCUCUCAGUCGAGCGUCACUUGCAAGCCAGCCACUCCAACAACGGCGGCGGGUUCCCCUUGCGCCACCGUCACGCCCUCGAGAGCGCCGCUGGUUUCAGCAGCCGCUUCUGGUAGUGAUGGCGGGGAACAGCAGACGGAUACUUCUGCCACUUCCGAGUAUAAGCCGCUCGAAAUACUCGAAUACAGAGCUUACAUGAACAAUCGACCGCUGGGAAGGUGUCUCGACGAUUACACGGGUGGUGAUGAUCUUCUCUGCGAUGAUGCAAAAGGACCAUGUACCAAGUCAUCCGGCGUCAAUGAUCAAACCAACAUCAGCUGCAAUACAUCACGUACCUUUCAUCUAAUAGGGGAGCUCGAGAAGGCCGACGCCCUGUCGUUCAUCGGCACAAAGACGCACAUUGAGAAGCAGCACACGCCAUCAACACUCCAGAUCAGACGAGAGGCUAAUGUCCACGGUAGCGGCGGUUCCAGAGAUAACCGGCAUGCUCCAAAUGUUCCACGACGUUUGGACGAAAAACAUGGGGAUGAGAGGGGUAGUCUCGAAACCCCGACGCAGAGCAGAGCCGGCCACAGCCCAGAUGACAAAACAUGGCGACAACAGCACAAGCCCGAGCGGCCCUCCGAAUCCACGGCGAUUACAACCACAGCAACCCAAGUUCCGGCAGAGAACCAUCCUCCCCCUCCCUCGACACAGCCUCAGCCAUACCCGCAGCGCUGGCGAACCGUCUCCGAGUCCCGCGAGAUGGCAGAGUACGGCCGCCAGCGCAAGCUGGAUGAAGAGAGGGAGAAGAAGGCGGCUGCUGCUGCGCGGUGCAAGCAGUGCGGGAGCAGCAGCGGCGCGGUCGCGGCAGCAAGCCCCACCAGUCCCACAUGCCAGUUCUCGAGGACACCGCUGCGCCGGCACAAAUCAUCCAUCGCAUCCGCGAGGUCGGCCAAGUCGGUCCAAGAGAAGCUAAGCGAGCUCAAUGCAUAUCUCGGCGGGUUGGAAAGCGAGGGCGAAGAUGAUGAGAACAGAAUGUAG
Pyricularia pennisetigena is the source of this 1359-nucleotide messenger RNA. RefSeq lists its product as uncharacterized. NCBI's taxonomy places the organism in Eukaryota, Fungi, Ascomycota, Sordariomycetes, Magnaporthales, Pyriculariaceae. Bases 1 to 1359 code for a protein of 452 amino acids. The transcript has 2 exons. The record is from RefSeq and is a predicted model, not a curated record.